UGAUUUUUUUUUUCUUCUAUCAACAAAAGCAAUCAAUCAACCACUCAAGUGCAUGAACCCAAGUAACCACCCUCCCCUUUAUAAACCCUUAUCCCUCCCCCUCCUUCUUCACUUGCACUUGGAUUGCAGAGUUUCUGAGAGAGUUAGAGAGUGAGAACAGUAACAGCAGCCAUGCCUUUCUCAGCUUCUCUUACCCUCAUUUCCAAAUGUACUGUUCUUCCUGAACAAAAAUCCUCAAUUGGGAAUCUGAAGCUCUCUGUGUCUGAUCUCCCCAUGCUCUCCUGCCAUUACAUCCAAAAGGGCGUUGUGUUCACUCGCCCUCCUCUCCCCAUCGACUCCCUUAUCUCCCUCCUCAAACGCGGCCUCUCCAAGACUCUGACCCAUUUUCCCGCUCUCGCUGGCCGUCUCGUCACUGACUCCGACGGUUAUGUAUUCAUAGCCUGCAACGAUGCUGGCGUCGACUUCCUCCAUGCCAAUGCUGCUCACCUCACCCUCCGCGACAUUGUCUCCCCCGCCCAUGUCCCCGACUCUGUCAAGGAGUUCUUCGCCUUCGACCGCACUAUCAGCUACGACGGCCAUUUCAAGCCCGUGGCCGCCGUUCAAGUCACAGAGCUGGCGGACGGAGUCUUCAUUGGGUGUUCCGUCAACCACGCGGUUACUGACGGGACGUCCUUCUGGAACUUCUUCAACACCUUUGCGGAGGUGUGCAGGGGUGUCAGCAAAAUCUCGAGGCCGCCGGAUUUUCGCCGCAAUUUCUUCAAAGGUUCUCUUGCGGUCCUUAGAUUCCCUGAGGGCGGCCCCAAGGUGACGUUUUCCGUCGAUGCCCCUCUGAGUGAGAGGAUCUUCCAUUUCAGCCGAGAAGCAAUUCUCAAGCUAAAAUCCAGAGCGAACGGAAAAGUUGACAACGAAUUCGCAAUCGAGACUGAAAUUUUGGGUAAGCAAAGUAAUGACGGGUGGAAGCCCCAUGGCGAUAACCACAACCACCCGAACGGGAAGAUUGCCUCUGUUCUUGGGAGCUGGCUGCGAAACGCGGUCUCGAAAUCUCAAUACACGGAAACGGAAAGCAAGAGCCCCGAUCAAACAGUCGAGAUUUCAUCCUUCCAGUCUCUCUGCGCUCAGCUAUGGCGUUCGGUCACACGAGCGAGAAAGUUUCCCCCUUCCAAGGCAACCACUUUUCGGAUGGCUGUGAACUGCCGCCAACGAAUCGAACCGAAGGUCGAUCCGUACUAUUUCGGGAACGCGAUCCAGAGCAUUCCUUCUGUUGCUUCUGUUGGGGAGGUCCUUUCCGGGGAUCUGCGGGCGUGCGCAAUUCUGCUGAACCGAAACGUGGUGGCGUACAACGACGCUACCGUGCGCCGCGUGGUGGAUGACUGGGAGAAGAACCCCCGCUGCUUCCCACUAGGGAACUUCGACGGUGCAAUGAUCACCAUGGGGAGUUCUCCCAGAUUCCCUAUGUACGAUAACGAUUUUGGGUGGGGCCAACCGAUGGCCGUCCGAAGCGGGAGAGCGAACAAGUUCGACGGUAAGAUAUCGGCGUUUCCAGGGCGGGAAGGCGGGGGAAGCGUUGAUCUCGAGGUGUGCUUGGCUCCCGAAACGAUGGCGGGGCUAGAGAACGACUCCGAAUUCAUGCAGUAUGUGUCGUAGCUCCUAGGAGACAUGACCCAUUCACCCAUAGAAAGUUUUGUGCUUUAACCGUCCGAUCGUGUGAAUAAGGUUACUACUGUUCACCGAAGAAACUCCCACAGGCCACAUUUGUUGCGAUCUUGAUGCAAAUGGACGGUCUGAUUCGUUUCAAGAGAGAACCGUGAAUGGCUUUUAGUUUUAGACGACGAGAAUCCGUCCAUUGCCGAUGUAUGGUGUGUUACUGUUGGCCUGUUGGGUUUGGGUUGUUUCUUCCCCAUCUGACCCGAAGUUGCGGUUGGCGCCUCGAGCCUUCGGCGUCUUGAUCUUGUCUUAAAAAAUUAAAUAAGAUUUGAUAACAUGUAAUCGUGCUACAUUGUACUCAAUAAGCACUAAUCUCAGAGCACCUCCUUUCGACCGUCCGUUCA
Molecule: messenger RNA, 2048 nt
Organism: Nelumbo nucifera (sacred lotus)
Lineage: Eukaryota; Viridiplantae; Streptophyta; Magnoliopsida; Proteales; Nelumbonaceae
Product: putative acetyltransferase At3g50280
Source: RefSeq, a predicted model, not a curated record